UAUUUUUCUUUAAUUGUCAAACGCCACACGUCACAAAAAGCGUAUGCAUUUGCAACGUUUACAUUAAACUUUGUUAGUGCUCUUUUGAGGAUGAAUUAUUUCAAAACCUUUCAAAUAUGCAAUAAAAACCGUAUGCAGAAUGACGGAAGACGACGAAAUAGACAUUUUAGGCGAUUUGUCGGUUGAUAGUUCAGUUUCACAGUCUGAAAACUUUGAUAUUAGUGCCGCUUUGGGUUCACAAAACUCGGAUUUAUUAACGUGUGAUUACACUACACCAUUAUUCCUAGACAAUUCAGGUACACACGCCUUAUGGUUUUCUAAUGGGAAUUCGUACUUCUCGUCAGAACUGCAAACAGAACAUUUAGCAAAUGCUCAGCAAGAAAAAGUGAAUUCCAGCAAAGAAAUACCAUCAACCUCAUCAGGUAACAUUGUCAGUGAUUCAAGUGGAUGGACAAUAAAAGAGAAAGGUCUGCUGUGCAAUGGUGUCCAAAUCUUUGGAAAAAACAAUGUGUGCUUGGCUAAAUUUAUAGGUAGUAAGUCAGCUGAUGAAGUCAACUUUUAUUUAAAACAUUUUUAUGAAGAUCACUUAAAAAGUAUGUCAUCUGAUUCCUUAAAUUCUGAUACAAAAAUUGUUUCUGAUUGUGAAACACCUGCAAGCAUAGAAGAAGCAAUGGUGAGUGUUAGUACUGCUAAACCAACAGUUCCAGAAACUUCCAAGAGGCUCACCAAAAAUGCAGGAAGAAAAGGAAGUAAAAAUGAUAAAAAAGGGUUUUUUUUUAAGCAAACUCAAAAUUUAUUAAAGAUAAAUCGUCAUUUUAAUAUGAAAAAUAUUCGUAACAAAAGGGGCAAAUUUAAUGUUAUUAACAAAAUAAGACCUCCUGAAAAUCCAUCAUCUCUCCCUCUGACUCCUACCAAAAGCAUGCAGUUACAGGGAGAAGAAGUUGUAAAAAUAAAAAAAUUGAAUCCUGAAGAUGCUGACUUUGAUGUGGAUGUUGACAUUGACAUAGAAAGUCUUUCAGAAGAUGAAAGCUUACAAACCAAUGGAUCUCUCAAUAAACAAAUUUUGACUCCUGUACCAACUCCUUCUUUACACAUAUCAACUAAUGAUAAUUCAUGUAAAAGGAACUCCUUAACUUUAUCUAGACAAAUAAAAAGGAAAUUUUUAAAUAAUGGAGAAGGAGGUAAAACAUUGGCACAUGGGGCUGAUGGUGAAGUUAUACAUACCACCAUUGUGGAUGAAAGUUCUGCUAAGAAGGCAACACCAACAGGUCCUAAAAAACCACCUAUUCAACUUAUUUAUUGCAGGCCCUUUAACGAACAAUUUCCUCAACCAUUCAACGUUUUAAUUCAUGUUUCCGCCCUCAUCUUAAUGGAUCUCCACGCUCACACUUGUUAUACAGAAGUGAUGGGCUUAGUAGGAGGAAGUUGGAACGAGAAAACAGGUCAAUUAACCGUUACAGCUUACCAGCCAUGUCGUAACACUUCUGAUUCUGCCACCCACUGCGAUAUGUGUCCGGUAACGCAGGCGAAGGCCGCGGAGAACAUACACGCCGAAGGCUUGGAAGUGGUGGGAUGGUUUCACUCUCAUCCUACAUUCUCUCCUGAACCUUCACAACAAGAUAUAGAAACACAGGUGUCAUUGCAGAGCUGGUUAGGAGGCAGAGAUCGGCCCUGUCUUGGAAUCAUUUUGACCCCAUACGAUACCCUAGGCGGACCUUCGGCUCCGUCGAACAUCCGCUGUCUGAUUGCUCAUAAAAAAGAGAACACAGAGAACCAAUUUGUGCCUUACAAAUUUAAGACACGCAUUUUUGCUGAAGGAUUACAUGUGAAGGAGUUUUUAGAUAAAGCAAGAAAAGUCGUCGAAUAUGUUAGGAGAACCAAUAGCAAUAAUGUCUUUUUGAAGGACUAUUUUUUGGACAGGAGUUUGAAACACCAAGAGAAGUUUUUGAGCAGUGUCAAGAUGAACCUUAUUAAGUGCGAGAGCAUCAACAAGAUGACAUGUGACGCAAUUACCAACGGAUUGUUAAAUAUUGUCGGUAAUUAUUAACUUAUUACUGUUCGUAUUUCGG
Agrilus planipennis (emerald ash borer) is the source of this 2069-nucleotide messenger RNA. RefSeq lists its product as uncharacterized. The record is from RefSeq and is a predicted model, not a curated record. Lineage: Eukaryota; Metazoa; Arthropoda; Insecta; Coleoptera; Buprestidae. Gene Ontology annotation, molecular function: polyubiquitin modification-dependent protein binding; metallopeptidase activity. The coding region runs from base 140 to 2047 and encodes 635 amino acids. Gene Ontology annotation, cellular component: BRCA1-A complex; BRISC complex. The transcript has 6 exons. Gene Ontology annotation, biological process: double-strand break repair.